Molecule: messenger RNA, 4779 nt
Organism: Ramularia collo-cygni
Lineage: Eukaryota; Fungi; Ascomycota; Dothideomycetes; Mycosphaerellales; Mycosphaerellaceae
Product: related to helicase
Exons: 4
Coding region: 1-4779 (1592 amino acids)
Biological process (GO): negative regulation of transcription by RNA polymerase II; chromatin remodeling
Cellular component (GO): chromatin; nucleus
Molecular function (GO): chromatin binding; ATP binding; histone binding
Source: RefSeq, a predicted model, not a curated record
AUGGCUUUCCAUUUCGAUGCCCAGGCCGAUUCCUCGGACGAUGAAGGUGCCAUGGACUUGUCGGCUUGGAAGGCGGGAGCAAAGCGUGUCUCGCCAGUGGGUGGACGUGGACGUGCUCCUGUGGCGCCCAUGAUGGGAAGCUCGGCGCAGCAACAGAAGGAGGAUAGCAGUGCAACACCGAGUCUUUCCAACUUCCAGACUGGCAGCAAAGGCAAGGCUCCAGCUUCGCCCGCGCCGCCAACGUUCCAACCCAUCAAUGACUUCGACCGGGAAUCUUCAGCUGGGGAGCCAGAUCUCGAUAUCCAGUCCAUCUCAUCCGUUGAGCCAGCAGAAGCUCUGGACGAGCRAGAGCAAGAGCCGCACAGCAACGGGUCAACGGCUCCACGGAAGCUGGUGGUUCGCAUUUCAAGGACGGAGGGCGAUGACCGAGAUGAUUAUGAAGACUUCACGACCGGAUCUCAGAGAGUGCGGCGCGUGAAGUGGGAAGUUCGCCCGAUAAAUCGCGAGAUCGCAUACCAGGUCCAGUUCGACGAUUUCCACGAGGAAGCGAUCGCGUUCGGAGACUUGCUGGAGCUUGAUAACGGCCAAGAAGCCCUCGAAGACUACACCAACAAUCCGCCCUCGGGAGAGGAAGAAGAGCGCUUCCAACCACAAAGUCGCAAGCAAAGUGGUCGAUCAUCAAGGAUGACCACCACACGCCCCAAUCGGCGAGCGUUCCACGAGCAGGGCAUGGUGAGCACCAUCGCCAAUAUCGACGGCUCCGACGAAGAAAUGUCCGAUAGCAUCACAGUCGCGGCUACCCGGACUCGUGGUCGUAAACGCAAGCAAGAUGACACCUUCGCCGAGCAGGAUUCCGAAGCAUCUGAGGAUGAAUUGGCGAAGCCGACCCGUACUGGCCUCCGUAACCCACAGACCUCAGGCCGAAACACUCGUACACAACGCGUGUCCACUGGCUUGACCGACGACGAGGACGAUGAAGAUGUUGACAGCGACGGACUUCCGUUCUUGCAGUCCGAUCUGCCGGGCACCAAGCGUCGCCGUACCAAGCAGCCAAAGUCAUCACGCACCAGCAAGAUCAAGGUCCAAAGCGAAGGCAUGCGUCAAUCUGGACGCAGCACACGCCAUACGGGUGCCAUGCAAGAGGUCGAAAUGGACGAUAUCUAUCGAUCCGAAUCAGACGAGCCACGUGCACCUGCAAAGCCAAAGCAGCUGGGCGUCCGCGAAGUGUUCAAGCCACGUCCUAGAGGCGAUGAGUUUCACAUGCGGCACAAUCCAUUCUGUGAGACCUGUGGCCAGGGACCCAACUUUGCACCUCUCAUCGACUGCCAAGGCUGCUCUUUGGUGUACCACAAGUCCUGCCUUGGUCAUCGUACCGGAAGAGAACACCUUGUCACCAAAAUUGACGAGGACGACUUCGUGCUACAGUGCCGUCGUUGCUUGGGAGUCGCCCACAAGAAAGACCCCAUGGCGCCAGACCAAGGCAAAUGCCAAGACUGUCGACACCACGGUGCCGCCUGCAGACCAUUCCGCCCGCGCAAGACACCCGCCCAGGAGCAAAAGGAUCGCGAAGACAAUGACGGUGUUGAUCCCAGCUACGAAGUCGAAGAGCAUCGGAUCAACAACGCGGAUAACGUCCUCUUUCGUUGCACGAACUGCUUUCGUGGCUUUCACUUCGAACAUCUUCCAUCCCGUGCGGACUAUCCAACAAUGGAUCUUGGAGGUGAGGUCGAUAUUGAGCAGCGCUUCCGUGAAUACAGUCGAGAUUGGAAGUGCAAGGAGUGUGCGGAGAUGCCUGCGAAGAUAUCUGGGCUUGUCGCAUGGAAGCCGGUAGACGAGGACAAUUAUGACUCUACUCUCGGUGUCGACAGCGUCGAGGAGGAGCAUAAGACCUACUUGGUGCGCUGGGACGGGAUGUCAUACUUCCGUGCUCAGUGGAUGCCUGGUCCUUGGGUUUUUGGUGUUGCUGCGCCUAGUAUGCGCAAGGCAUUCUUCAAACGCGAGGAUGCUCAGCAUCCAAAGAUGCGGACAGAAGAUGCCAUUCCCGAAGACUAUCUGCGCACUGACAUUGUGCUUGAUAUCAAAUUCACCAGCAUUGUCGAUAUCCACACAGAGGAGGUCGAUAAGGCGCGGAUUCGUGAGGUCGACAAAGCACUCAUCAAAUACAAGGGUUUGACUUACGAGGACGCUGUGUGGGAGGCACCUCCAUCCCCCGAAGACGGCGAGCGUUGGUCUGACUUUGUGAUGGCAUACAAUGACUGGGUCGCUGGCCGCUAUGUCCGAAUUCCGAAGCCUGGCGCAUUGAAGUCUCGACUGGAGAAGCUCCGCAAGGAGGAAUUCAACAAGCUGGAGAAGACCGGGCAGCCAGAAAACAUUCAAGGUGGCACCUUGAUGGAGUAUCAAGUUCAGGGUCUCAACUGGCUAUACUACAAGUGGUUCACUCAAAGCAAUGCUGUACUCGCAGAUGAGAUGGGUCUCGGCAAGACGAUUCAAAUCAUCGGAUUCCUGGCCACUCUCAUUCAGGACCACAGUUGCUUCCCCUUUCUCGUCGUCGUUCCAAACUCGACAUGUCCAAACUGGAGGAGAGAAAUCAAGCGUUGGGCCCCAGGAUUGCGUGUUGUCGCGUACUACGGCUCCCGCGAGAGCAGAGAUCUUGCGCAACGGUACGAGCUUUACCCAGAGGGCAGCAAGGAUCUUCGAUGCCACAUUGUUGUCACGAGUUAUGAUGCUGCUGCCGAUGAGAACUGCCGCAAGUUCUUCAAGGGCGUGCCGUGGCAAGGAUUGAUCGUGGACGAAGGUCAGAGGUUGAAGAACGACRAGAACCUUCUUUACUCGGCACUGAGUGCCCUCAAGACGCCAUUCAAGAUCCUCCUCACUGGUACUCCUUUGCAGAACAACCAGCGCGAGCUUUUCAACUUGUUGCACUUUCUUGACGAUAGCAAGAACGCGGCGCAAUUGGAGGAGCAAUUUCAGGAUCUCAACGAGAACAACCUCGGCCAGCUGCACGAGAUGAUACGACCCUAUUUCUUGCGACGCACCAAGGCACAGGUGCUCACCUUCCUGCCUCCAAUGUCACAGAUUAUCGUCCCGGUCAGCAUGACCAUCGUGCAGAAGAAGCUUUAUCGAACGAUCAUGGCUAAGAAUCCCGAGCUCAUGCGACAAAUUUUCAGCAACGACCCUGGCGUCAAGGAUAAGGAGAAKGGUAGUCUCAACAACAUUCUCAUGCAGCUCCGCAAGUGUCUCUGCCAUCCAUUCGUGUACAACAAGAGCAUAGAAGACAAGAACGUCGACGUCGCUUCUUCACAUCGGAACCUGGUGGACGCUAGCAGCAAGUUGAAGCUUCUCGAACUUCUUCUCCCCAAGCUUCAGGAACGCGGUCACCGCGUGCUGAUAUUCAGUCAAUUUCUGGACAUGCUCGACAUGGUGGAGGAUUUCCUGGAUGGCAUGCAGCUGCGAUAUCAGCGACUCGACGGCCAGAUCAGCUCAUUGGUCAAGCAGAAGCGCAUCGAUGAGUUCAACGCGCCCAACUCUGCCUUGUUCGCAUUCCUUCUCUCUACACGAGCCGGCGGUGUCGGUAUCAACCUUGCAACCGCAGACACUGUCAUCAUCCUCGACCCGGAUUUCAACCCGCAUCAGGACAUUCAAGCUCUUUCCCGUGCGCAUCGCAUUGGUCAGAACAAGAAGGUUUUGUGCUUUCAGCUCGUCACGAGGGACAGCGCCGAGGAGAAGAUCAUGCAGAUUGGCAAGAAGAAGCUUGCCCUCGAUCACGUCUUGAUUCAGGGAAUGGAUGCGGAAGAAGCUGAUCAGGAUGACCUCAUCUCGGUUCUGAAGCAUGGAGCGAAUAAAGUAUUCAGUGACAACGACGCUCAUGACGUUGUUUACGACAAUGCCAGCGUGGAGAGACUUCUCGAUCGGAGCCACAUUGAGAACACAGGUGCGAAUAAGAGCGCAGAGACACAGUUCUCGUUCGCUCGUGUCUGGGCCAACGAUCAAGGUGCUUUGGAGGAAGCACCUAUCGAAGCUCAAGAGACUGCGCCUGAUACUGGCGUUUGGGWGAACAUUCUCAAGGAGCGUGAGCGUUUAGCCGCAGAUGAAGCAGCUGCAAAAGCAGAAGCGUUCGGCCGUGGCCGUCGGGCUCGCGCGGCUAUCGAUUAUGCCGGGGAGGAGAAGCCAGAAGGUGCUCCUGGUGAUGGCAUCGGUUUGACACCGAUCAAGCGCCGCAAGAAGCGUCGUGAUGAUGGUGAGAGUGACACUGAUUUCCAGGCCGACGACAGCGAGGGUGAAGACGAUGCGGAUCCUGCCGAGGGCCUUGAGCGCGGUGAUAUGGACCUCGUCGAUGGUCAUACCCGGAAGAAAAUUGAGCCGCCGCCUUUCCGCCGAGUGGUUGUUCCACCCCCAGUUGCCCCCAAGUCCGAAGAUGACACUUCUGAACGCAAAGGAGUCAACUGUCAAGCCUGUCGCACCUAUCACGUCGUCGGUAGUUGUCCCGUCAAAAUGGCAGGAGUUGAGUACUGCAAUCUUUGUGGAAUGGCCCAUUAUGGUCACGCCAGGGUGUGUCCACACAUUCAAUCAGAGACCCAGGUUCGCGCGAUGCUCGAAGCGCUCAAGUAUUCGAACGAACCCGAGCAUCUGGUCAAUGAGGCGAGGAGGUACCUGAGGGGUUUGAAGGGCAACUUGGUACAGCUCAAAAAGCAGCGUGAGUUAAAGGAACUAGCGGCGAAAGAAGCUCAAUAUCAGAAGCAGCAGAUGAUGAUGCCAAACGAUCCUUGGAUGGGUAUCUGA